This is a messenger RNA of Fusarium vanettenii 77-13-4, 1443 nucleotides long. RefSeq lists its product as uncharacterized. The transcript has 4 exons. NCBI's taxonomy places the organism in Eukaryota, Fungi, Ascomycota, Sordariomycetes, Hypocreales, Nectriaceae. The record is from RefSeq and is a predicted model, not a curated record. Gene Ontology annotation, molecular function: hydrolase activity, acting on carbon-nitrogen (but not peptide) bonds. The coding region runs from base 1 to 1443 and encodes 480 amino acids.
AUGGCAUCAGUAGCGGCAUUAUCCUUAAUCCUCCUCCGAGGCGGCACCCUCCUCUUCCAUGAUGAUAAGGAUCACGUGAACCCCCUCCGCAACACAGACAUCCUGAUCCAAGCCAACCGCAUCGCCAAGAUCGGCAAGGGCCUCGUCGCGCCGGCCGGCACCGAGCUCGUCAACUGCAGCGGCAAGAUCAUCAGCCCUGGCUUUGUCGACACGCACCAUCACCUGUGGCAGACGCAGCUCAAGGGAUGUCAUGCCGAGCAGUCUGUUUUCGACUACCUGGUGACGGGCUUCUGGCAGAGUUAUGCCUAUAAGCCGCGGGAUAUGUACUGGGGACAGCUCGGAGGAGCUUUGGAGGCGAUCGACGCUGGGACUACGUUUGUACUGGACUAUGCCCACGGCAACCAGACUAAUGAACACGCAUCUGGCAUCCGGUCAAUCUUUGCUUACUCUUACCCUCCCUACUUUACCAAAUGGGACUUAAGAACAUGUGAGCUAUCGCGCGAUAUCUUGCUAGAUUCAAGCAUGGCGCACAUUUUCGGGCUCGCCAGGUCCCAGCCGUACGGGAACGGCAGGGAGGCUGUCGUGGGCAUCUUUUCCGGGCUGCGCCAGGCGGGAAUCAAGCUGUUUAUAUCUCACUAUGCUAAGAACCCGGCUCUGGGAAGCAACCCGUUGAUCUCUACCCUCGAGUCAUAUGGCCUCAUCAAGUCGCCCAGCGAUAUUCUCUUGUCGCACGCGACUGGCCUCGACGCUAAAGAGGUGGCCAAGUUGGUCGAGACUAAGGUUCUAAUAUCGAGCACUCCGGAUACGGAAGCCCAGAUGGGAUUUGGCUGGCCAGUUGCUUUCAUAUCGGGCAUCAACACCACGUUUGGCGUAGACUGCCAUACCAGCAGCACAAGCUCCAUCCUCGCUCUCGCCAGGUCUGCGUCGCAUAUGGCACGCCAGCAGGAUGCUGUGGCCGAGACGGAAAAUGGCACUGGCGCUCCUCGCCGGAUGCAUCUCAACCCGAGAGGCAGCACCCAGGAGGCGUUUAACGCGGCCACGAUCAACGGAGCGCGUGCAGUCCUUCUAGGAGACCAGAUUGGCUCAAUCAAGGUGGGAAAACUAGCAGAUUUGGUCAUAUUCGAUGCACCCAGUAGCCCUUCAAUGAGCUGCGUCUCCGAGUCGGACCUAUUGGCAGCUGUUGUACGACACAGUGAUGUGCGAGAUGUCGAGGGCGUCAUUGUCGACGGAGUAUGGAGGAAGAAGAACGGCAAGAUCCGCCCGGUGACUGUCAAGGAGACGGGAGAGACGCUGGAGUGGUCGCAGAUUAGGGAUGAGCUGCUCAAGAGCCAGCGCGAUAUCCAGCAGAGGCAGAAGGGUCUGAACCUGGACAAGGCGAGGGAGGCGCUUGUUGCCAUGUUUUAUAUUGACAAGAGCAAGCUGAUUGAGAAGCCACGGGAUUGA